Molecule: messenger RNA, 4797 nt
Organism: Plasmodium coatneyi
Lineage: Eukaryota; Apicomplexa; Aconoidasida; Haemosporida; Plasmodiidae
Exons: 2
Coding region: 1-4797 (1598 amino acids)
Source: RefSeq, a predicted model, not a curated record
AUGGAGCUGUACGAUGAGGAGAUCUACGAGCGGGCAAGUGUAAACGUUAGCGUAAUUCUUAAUGACGACAUAAAAGAGGAGAUCAUAGAAAAUUUGAAGCAAAAUAUGAAGGACAGGAAUGUGAAAAUAAGCAGCUACGAUUAUGGCAGAAUUCACAAAAUAAAUUCUUGCGCGAGUGAGGGGGCAGAUGGGGGUGAGGAGGAAGGUGGACAUUCCAUGCUGAUGCACGAUUGGCUGAAAAAGAUGAAGGUGGCUUCGUCUGUUGUGAUAUUUUGCGUGGACUGGCAAGGGAUUGCUAAUGAGGGGGGGGAAGACAGGGAAAUUCCAACUGGCAAUAAUCCAACUGGCAAUAAUCCAACUGGGGAAAUCCCAACUGGAGAUAGUCCUUCCCUGGAGAACCCCAACCAGGUGGACCCCUCCCAACCGGGUGAACCCCAAUUCACCUACCCCUGCGUGCAGAACGCAGCUUUCAUGAGCCAAGUGAACAAAGACCUGAUGGAGCGAAUAGAAGAAAUAAACGCAAUAAUCAUGAGGAGGAAAAAAAUCUGCAAAAUCAUUGUGCUGGUUAUUCUACCAGAAAAUACACAAAACACGGAGGAGUACAUAAAAUAUAUUAGCCAGCUAAAUUCUAAAAAUAUCAGCGCCAUUUUUAUCACGUUAGGGCUGAAGGAGAUACAUAACAAAAUAAGAAAGUUAGAAAAUCUUCUGAGGGAUUGUAUUAAUGCCUUUUUUAAGCAACACAUAGUCAGCUUUGAGAGGAAAAGUGGACAAAACAUACUCACUUUUUUUAACUAUAAUUUUAAAAAGGCAUAUGUUUUAGAAAUCCUAGAAAGGUAUGAUGAAAGUAUGAAGAUUUACGUGAACCUAUGUAAAGUCUUUUAUGAACAUGCAGGGGAAAAUACCUUUCCUGACAAGCACACUUUUUUCAAGUAUGUUAUUUUUUUCAACUCAGUCAGUAUUCGGAUGAUAUACAUAUAUUUAUUUUUCAAAGAUUUUAAAAAGGCUAUUCAUCAUAUUUAUACGCAUAAUAAGAUCAUUUACUUGGCACUAAUGCGGGGGGAGGGGGGAGAAAUGGAGGAUGCUAAGAAUGGUGGAAAUGAUGAGGAGGUUGUAGGAGAUAUACCCAAUGUUGUGGGGAGACUUUCGCAGGUCAUUUCCAUGUAUGGCAUAACUGGUUGCUCUGAUUUGAUUACCUCUUUGAAGUGUUCAGAUAAUUUCACAGUAGACGCACCAAAUGGGGAAGAAAAUCGCCCCACGAUUGAGAAUGCCCACCUCCUGUACGACCUCACGAUGAAGGAGUACCUAUACUACAACCUGCUAUCCUGCAUCUACCUCUAUUUUUACAGAAUUGUAAAAAACAUGAACAUGAACCUAAGGGAUACAGUGUUGUAUGGGAUGUACUGCUGCUUCUGCGUGUAUUACAUGUUGAAGGCACGCAGGAAGAGGGACAAAAUAGUCGAGGCCUUUUCUCCUGUCACCCAAUUUGAGAGUUAUUUUAAGAUGUGCCAGGGUUCAGUUUUACAGGACUUUAUCCUAAACUUUCUGAUCGAAAUGUAUGUCAUCAUUAGCACCAAGCAGAUUAGCAAUUUGUUUCGACUGGUCAUUUAUUUUUUGUGUCUGAUUUAUUACGAACGGGGGAAUUAUCGCUUUUGUCUCUACUUGUUGCUGUCGUUUUAUGGCAGCAGGGAGGAUUCCUCCGUUUUUAGUGCAAUCAGUGAGAACGCCUUGAGGGAGGGGAUCUGUCCCUUGGGCGAGUUGCACGCCCUGUUGAGGGUGAUAUCGGAGAAGCGGAGCUAUGAGCGCACUCGUAACUCACAUACGCACGAACCCAUGUUGCUUCUUACGCUGAGUUGCAUGGGCCACCUGUUACACCCGGAUAAAUGGGGAAGCGUCGAAGACGGAUCUCCCCCGAAAGAAGAACCGCUUAACAUCAAGGAGUACGAACACAUGUUCUUCCAAAUAUGCUUCGAGUAUUUAAACGACCUAAUAAGGAACAAGAAAAAAAGAGAAGAGAAAAUUUUUUGUGACUUUUUCGUUAAGUAUUUUGAAAGCAUAAAAGGAGAAGGGGUCCCCCCUCCCGAGGAACCACCCACUAUAUCGAUACGAAACAUCUGCGUAAAGUUAUAUUGUUUGAUUAAACCUAAUGGGAUAUCCUCCUUUUUAGAAAUAAAAAACGGGACCCACGUAGAUUUCCCCUUUUUACCUUUUAUCGGCAUCUCUAUGGACAGCCACUUGUCCUUGUACCAGUUAACCUUUUCUAAUAAAUUCGAUGGAGUCAUUUUUGCUACAGCGGAGGUGAACGGGAAAAGUGUGUUGGACUGCAUAGAGAAGGAGGGUGUGCUCAUUCAGGAUCGUCACUGUAGGAAUGACUCACCUGAGAACGCCCCCUGGAAGGGGUUCUCCUUGGGGGAAAAAAACAUAGUGAGUUUUUUUUUACCUGGGGGGGGGAAAAAAGAAGUAGAAGUAAACUACGUGGAUCUUUAUUUGAACAUUUCUUCGAACAUUGUUCGGAUGCGAAUUCAGCAAGUUAGUGUAUCCAUUCUGAGGGAGAAGUUCCUCGAGAGAGUUCCGCUGAACAAUGAACCCUGCAAGGUAGACAAGGUAGGCAAGGUGAGCAAUGUAAGCAAUGUAAGCAACGCAGACGAUGAAGGAUCUGCACAGAAAGAGACCAUAAAUCAUGCUACGAUUGAUACUCCGUCUGGGGAAACUACCAACGGGGUAAUUAUCACACCACCUCCGAAGGAACCAAAAAAAGAGGAAAGAAAAAUCUUCCAAAUGAGAGUCGUAAAAGAAGGAAGGGAAGAAUUAAAUUCUUUCAAAUUGAAGGAAGGAGUGUACCUAAAUAAUUAUAGGAACAAAAUUGUACCAAACGGAAAGAGUAAAUUUCUUCAGAAGGCACUGUCCAAUUAUGUGCAUUAUUUCGUACACUGUGGGAACGAUGUUCUAUACCUAAACGAAUACAACCCCGUGUAUAUUUUUGUGAGGUACUCUAAAUAUGUAAAAAGUUUUGAGUUUCGUUUUUCAUAUAACUUUGAGGGGGAGAAUGAUUUGCUUGUUUAUACGUUGACCAGGGAGGGUAAUGUUGUGGGGGUGCGGCAGGUCAGUAGAGGUCAAAGGGUUGCGUUUUUUGGCGGGGGCGAGGAGGUAUGCAGGUUGGUGAACGGGGGUAGCAAUGAUUGCAGCGGUGGUGAUAGUAGCAGCUGCGAUAAUAGUGAUGGUAGCAACUGCAAUAAUAGUAAUAGUGGCCGCACGUCCAACGGGGAUAACCCGGGGCUAUUUAUGAACCAGGAGGAAGUGAAAGAAUUGGUCAUGGAUGAGACCCUUCACGAGUUGCUAUCGCACCGUGCCAGUGCAGAAGUGGACUCCAAGUUAAUCCAGCCAGAAAAGGAUCUAUUCUUUUUUCAAGUGGAACAGGAAGGAAAACAUGUUGAUGCGGGGGAAAAAAUGUAUGGCAGAAGCAACUUCUGCAACCAGUGCUGCAUGUCGUAUGGAAGGAAAAGGGGAAGAAGCGAUUUCCCCUUUUAUGCAGACGUCGAGGAGAAGGUGAUGUGUGUCCCACUUCUUGUAUAUCCAACCCGGGGGAGCAAACACGUGAAUGUCAUUUUUGACUUUUCCUUUAAAAGCGCCGAAUUUGAGGACCAGCUGAAGUAUCCAGGGAGGUAUUCCCUAGAGCCAUCUGUCAUAACGAUGGUCACGAGGAUUGGCCGUGAUGGAGGGGGCGCCACUGAAGAGGAAGAAGAAGAAAACGGGGGUCUAAAAGGGGAUAGUAUGAAUGGGGGCACCACGGAGGAGGUUUCCACGCCAACGUCCACACCGAAGGACUGCCAAAGUGACGUGCAACUUGUAAACCAUCGUAAGAAGGAAGAGACAAGCACCGGGUGGAGGAACGACGGAGUGCAGUACUACCUAUACCUACACAACAACAACGCGCAUGGAAUCAUCGUUGAAGAAAUAAGGGGAGGGACAUUGAAAGGUACCGUGGAGAUAACGCACAAGAGUACCUACUGCAACAUUGUAAAGGAAAACAAUCCAGAAGGGGGUGGCAUUAUGGUAAAGUACCACUUGAACGUUAGGAAACUUUUUUUCCCGUUUAACAGAAUGUGGAAGAAUGUCACCCGUACCCUUGAGGUGAAGGUGCCACCUGCCAAUCCGAUGGAAAACAGAAUGUGUAGCAGCGAAGGGAACCACUAUCCCCCACUGAAGGACGCGAAGAAAAGCAAAAUAAGGAUAGACCUCCUUUACGAAAGAACGGCAAAAUGCAACGAAAUUUUUGUCCUUGAAUCGGUCAUUACUAAUGAGACGAAUAUCACCGAGGAAGUUAUAAUUUUUUUGUACGACCGGAAGAGGGGUGGGCGUAAUCAAGGGGGGAAAAGAAAGGAAGAAGGUGUUGUCAUGAGGAGCCUUUGGGAUGGACCCAGUAGCAUACAGAGUAGGAAGAAGGUGCACAAAUUCAAAUUAAAGAGUGAGCAGGAAUACUAUAAUAGUAAUAAUACAUCCGGAAGUAGCUCCGAUUCGUCUGUACUCUCAUCAGACAACUUGGAAGAUUUAAUUGAUCAGGAUAACUACAUGUCCGACGGUAAGAAUGACGAAUCUAGCAAGAAGACGUAUAUUAUAACAGGGGGUAGGAUAAUGAAGAAUAUUCUGCUUCCGUAUCAAUCCAUUAGGGUCAGAUGGUCCUUUAUUAUUUUUGCGCACGGAUAUGUCACUUUGCCCAGCGUGCUAAUCAAACGCAAGACCAAGAUAAAAAACAACGUCAAUGUUUUUUCAUCCGCUAGUGUUGAGUUGUUCGUGGUGUAG